AUGGAUGCCCAGGCAGCUACCGAGCCCAGAACUCAUAGCGACUACACUGUGGGAUGGGUCUGCGCUCUGCCCAAAGAACAAACCGCGGCGACAGCUAUGCUAGAUCACAGGCAUGGCGAUCUUCCGAAACCACCCAAUGAUCACAAUACGUAUACCCUAGGAUCCAUCGGCAAUCAUAAUAUCGUCAUAGCCUGCCUGCCUAAAGGCGAGAUCGGAACAAAUUCGGCGGCGACUGUCGCGACCUCGAUGGCCAACGCCUUUCCGUCCAUUAAGAUCGGUCUAAUGGUUGGCAUCGGCGGCGGUAUUCCACCCAAGGUUCGGCUUGGCGAUGUUGUGAUCAGCUCACCAGUGGGCCAGUAUCCUGGGGUGGUUCAGUGGGACUUGGGCAAGGCGAAAGAAGGGGGCAAGUUCGAGCGGACUGGGUCGCUAAACAACCCACCUGCCUCGCUCCGCACUGCCUUAACGAAACUGGAGACCGAACAUGAAAUGAGCGGAUCUAAGAUACCUCAGUAUCUAGAGGAUCUAAAAAACAAAUGGCCAAACCUGGCGCUGAAGUACGCCAGCUGUGAUCACCUUAAGGACCCUUUGGACGUACUGGACGAUCCAGUUCGCAGCCGCAGAGGCUGUUGGGCCCUUGCUUCCAUGGGGUCUGGGGCCGAGCAAGUGGCGGGCACCACGGUGAACACUGCGGGUGAUCGAGAUGGCGGGAAGCUGCGAAAUAUACGUGUGCAUUACGGUCUGAUCGCAUCUGGUAACCAGGUCAUUAAAGACGCUACGUUCCGAGAUAGGCUUGACGAGGAGUUUGGUGGCCAUGUUCUCUGCGUCGAAAUGGAAGCGGCGGGACUAAUGAACAACUUCCCAUGCAUUGUCAUCCGAGGCAUCUGUGAUUACGCAGAUUCGCACAAGAAUAAAGAUUGGCAGGAGCACGCGGCGGCCGUGGCUGCAGCAUUUGCGAAGGAGCUUUUGCAAUAUGUGCAGCCAAGUGCGGUUGUCGGAGAGCGUCCGGUGAAGGAUAUAUUGGAGCAGACGCUAAAGCAGGUUCACAAAGAGACAUCCGCAACUCGAGAAGACGUCACCCAGAUCAAGUCCAAAUUGGGGAAAGAGGAAGAUAAAGAAGUCCUCGACUGGCUCACGAAAAUCGACUACGGUCCGCAGCAAAGUGACUACCUUAAGAGACGGCAACCAGGAACCGGGCAAUGGCUCCUUGACUCAGAAAAGUUCAAGGGUUGGCUGUCCGCCAGCAAUCAGACACUCUUCUGUCCAGGUAUCCCCGGGGCGGGAAAGACGAUCUUAACGUCAGUCGUGGUUGACCACCUCGGUUCCAAGUUUCACAACGACCCGAAGAUCGGUAUCGCAUACAUUUACUUUAAUUUCCAGCGGCAAGACAAGCAGACGAUUGAUGACUUGCUGGCGAGUGUGCUGAAACAGAUAGCCGAGAGCCAACCCUCUGUUCCAGGAAGCGUCAAAGAUCUCUUUGACAAGCAUAAGACCAAGCGGACGCGGCCAUUACUUGACGAAACCUUGAGAGUUCUCCAGUCCGUGGCGGCGACGUGUUCGAGAGUCUUUAUCGUUGUUGAUGCACUUGACGAAUGCCAAACAUCCGAGAGCUGCCGGAAGAGGUUUCUCUCCGAGCUUUUCAACCUGCAGAAAAUGCAUGGAAUAAAUAUCUUUGCGACAUCAAGGUCUAUCACGGAGAUUGUUGAUCGCUUCAAAACCAGCAUAUCACUGGAGAUCCGUGCAAGUACCGCCGAUGUGGCACAAUAUCUGGAAGGUCAUAUAUCGCAGUUACCAUCUUUCGUCCAGCAGAACCGGCGGCUGCGAGAAGAGAUUACGGCGGGGAUCUCAGAAGCCGUCGAUGGAAUGUUUCUCUUGGCACAAAUCUAUCUUAAUUUGCUUUAUGACAAGAUGACACCGAAUGAUAUACGAAGCACAUUGGAAGUCUUCCGGAACCGAGGGCAAGGCCGAGACGAGAUCCAGAAGGUCGGGGCGCUGACCAGUGCGUACAACCAAGCAAUGAUGAGAAUUGAUGGGCAGAUGCCGGGUUGCAAGAAGCUUGCGAUGGAGGUUCUGACAUGGAUCACGUGCGCGAAGAGACAGCUUACCACGUUAGAACUCCAGCACGCCCUCGCAACCAAGCCGGGAAAGUCCGAGCUUGACGACGGAGACUUGCCAUGCAUCGGAGACAUGGUCUCUGUAUGUGCUGGACUGGUAACGGUCGAUGAAAACAGUGGCAUUAUCCGGCUGGUUCAUUACACAACGCAAGAAUAUCUUGAGGGGACACGGCCGCGAUGGAAUCCGAACGCAGAAUUGGCGAUCACGACAACCUGCGUUACCUAUCUCUCAUUCACCGUCUUUGAGACCGGGUUCUGCACAACGAAGCGUAAGUUUGAGGAGCGGUUGCAGUCAAACCCGCUGUACGAUUACGCUGCGCGCAACUGGGGGCAUCAUGCACGCAAGGCUGCAACAUCGAGUCAAGUGGUUAUUGACUUUCUUGAGAGUAAAGCUAAGGUCGAAGCAUCAAGUCAGGCGUUGAUGGCCACCAACUGGAACCGAUCAUACCGAAGAUACGGUCCAAAAGUUCCAAGGAAUAUGACGGGACUACAUUUAUCAGGAUACUUCGGAGUCAUCGAGGCCGCAGAUGAACUCCUCAGGAGUAGACCCGGUCCAGAUCUGAAAGAUACCUACAGAAGAACGCCGCUGUGGUAUGCUGCCCAAAACGGGCACGAGGCCGUUGUUAAGAAGCUGCUCGCAGCGGGAGCCGACGUUAAUACUAGUACUGCUACCUCUAGUGGCCGGACGGCGCUCCAAGCAGCAGCUGGUAGAGGCUAUCUCGAGGUGGUCGAGAAGCUGCUUAUAGCGGGAGCCGACGUUAAUACUACUGUUACUUUUCGUGGCCGGACGGCGCUCCAAGCAGCAGCUGAAGGAGGCUAUCUCGAGGUGGUCGAGAAGCUACUCGCAGCGGGAGCCGACGUUAAUGCUGCUGCUGCUAUUUGUGAUGGCCGGACGGCGCUCCAAGCAGCUGCUGGAGGAGGCUAUCUCGAGGUGGUCGAGAAGCUGCUUAUAGCGGGAGCCGAUAUUAAUGCAAUCACUACGGGUUCUCUUAAUAGCCAGACGGCGCUCCAAGCAGCAGCUGGAGGGGGCUAUCUUAAGGUAGUCGAGAAGCUACUUGUAGCGGGAGCUAACGUUAAUGCUAUUACUAUUACUUUUAAUGGCCGGACGGCGCUCCAAGCAGCAGCUGGAGGAGGCUAUCUUAAGGUAGUCGAGAAGCUGCUCGCAGCGGGAGCCGACGUUAAUGCUGCUGCUGCUUCUUAUGAUGGCCAGACAGCGCUCCAAGCAGCAGCUAAAGGAGGCUAUCUCGAGGUAGUCGAGAAGCUACUCGUAGCGGGAGCCGACGUUAAUGCUGCUGCUGCUACUUCUGAUGGCCGGACAGCGCUCCAAGCAGCUGCUGGAGGAGGCUAUCUCGAGGUGGUCGAGAAGCUGCUUAUAGCGGGAGCCGAUAUUAAUGCUGCUGCUUCUGGUGGCCGGACGGCGCUCCAAGCAGCUGCUGGAGGAGGCUAUCUCGAGGUGGUCGAGAAGCUGCUUAUAGCGGGAGCCGAUAUUAAUGCAAUCACUACGGGUUCUCUUAAUAGCCAGACGGCGCUCCAAGCAGCAGCUGGAGGGGGCUAUCUUAAGGUAGUCGAGAAGCUACUUGUAGCGGGAGCUAACGUUAAUGCUAUUACUAUUACUUUUAAUGGCCGGACGGCGCUCAAGCAGCAGCUGGAGGAGGCUAUCUUAAGGUAG
Messenger RNA from Podospora pseudocomata, 3780 nucleotides. RefSeq lists its product as uncharacterized. The transcript is spliced from 5 exons. Lineage: Eukaryota; Fungi; Ascomycota; Sordariomycetes; Sordariales; Podosporaceae. The record is from RefSeq and is a predicted model, not a curated record. Gene Ontology annotation, biological process: nucleoside metabolic process. The coding region runs from base 1 to 3780 and encodes 1259 amino acids. Gene Ontology annotation, molecular function: catalytic activity; protein binding.